AGACUAAGAUUAUUAAAAUUGAAGAGCAUCAUAACCGAAAGUACUCGAUUGCUCCCAUCUUUUUAGAAUUCCACUAGUUUAUUUACUCCGCAAUUGUAUCUUCCUGUUUUUUUCAAUUGCGUUAUGACGGUGAAGAUAAAAGAGAAGAAUUGAGUUGGGAGGGACCACUUUGGUUUUGAAAAAACCUGCAUUCGUCAACUUUGACAGGCUGUAAUGAAACGUUCUUAUUGACCAACUGUAGCAAACUGGAGACCCUGACUCUCUGCAUAUUGAGCCAACCCUGUCUUCCACGUUUAAUGACCCACCGAGAUCUCCGUUUGUUAGUUCUGGCUUCUAAACAUUUUCCAUCUCUAGCUGCCACUGCUUUUGCUGCUAUACUUUUCAAUUUUUGUUCCUUGAAGAGAAGAUCAAGUGAGAUCAAAUGGAGGGGAGGGCAAAAAAAAGACGCAUCUGUGAAAAUGAUGCAACAGCAGGAGGCGCUUCUUCUACUCACACUUCAACAGAAGGUCAAGGAAUGGCUACUUCAUCAGGAUAUGACUAUGAAGUAUUCUUAAGCUUCAAUGGAUCAGAUACUCGAGCAGGUUUUACCGACUUCCUUUACAUUAGUCUUAAAGAUGCGGGAAUCCGCACGUUUAAGGACGACGAAGAGCUCGGCGUUGGGGAAGAGUUUGCCCCGGAACUUCUCCAAGCAAUUAAUCAGUCGAAGAUCUCAAUACCUAUCUUUUCGAAAGGCUAUGCCUCUAGCGUAUGGUGUCUCAAGGAGUUAGUCCAGAUGGUCGAGUGCCAGAAAACUGGAAGACAGAAGAUCAUCCCUAUUUUUUAUGAUGUGGCACCUUCAGAGGUUCGGCACCAAACAGAGGGUUAUGCACAGGCCUUUCUUGCACAUGAAAACAAGAAGCGACACGACGAAAAGACUAUUCAAGGGUGGAAGGAUGCUCUCAGUGCAGUGGGAGCAAUAAACGGAUGGGACCUGCAUAGCAAGAAGGAGAACAGGCGAGAAGGAGAGUUCGCAAAAGAACUUACCCAUAAGGUUUUCAGCGAGUUGAAAAAGGGUUAUCUAGCGGUAUCAGACUACUUGGUCCGUGUCGACAACCAUGUGGACGCAAUCAUGGAAAAGAUAGGUGCUGAGACAAGUGAAACACGGAUUAUAGGAAUCCACGGGAUGGGUGGCAUCGGAAAGACGACUAUUGCCAAAAUCAUCUACAAUAAGCUUAAAAAAAAUUUCGAGGGCUUUACCCAAAAAACCCAAAAAAAAAAAAAAAAUUUCGAUGGUUGUUGCUUCCUUUCUAACGUCCGUGAAACCUCAAAACUCGAGGGCAUUCACCGCUUGCAGCAUCAGCUCAUCUCUGACAUCCUCAACACGAAAUGCAUGGAUAUAAGAAAUAUUGAUGAAGGGAUUAAGACCAUUAAAGAUAGGUUGUCUAAUAAAAGAGUCCUCCUUCUUCUCGAUGAUGUGGCAGAAAAGGAUCAUAUGGAUGCACUUGUAGGAAAUGGUGAUUGGUUUGGUGAAGGGAGCAAACUCAUUAUUACUACAAGAAAGAAAGAUGUUCUCAUUGUUCCGGAAGUGGACUGCACUUAUGAGGUUAAUGGCAUGGAUGACUGUCAAUCUCUUCAACUCUUUAGCAAACAUGCUUUCAGAAGAGAAUCUCCUUUGAUUGAGUAUAUUGACCAAUCCAAGAGGGCAAUAGGCAUUGCUAGAGGUCUUCCGCUAGCUCUUGAGGUCAUAGGUUCACUUUUAUCUGGCACUGAAAAGAAAAGCUGGGAUGACAUAUUGGAGAAGUUGGAAAAGGUUCCUCAUGUGGAUGUUCAGAGUAAGCUAAAAAUAAGUUAUGAUGCAUUAGAACUUCGACAACAACAUAUAUUCCUCGAUAUAGCUUGUUUUUUCAUUGGACAUGACAAAGACAUUGUGGUCCAUUUCUGGGAAAAAUCUAAAUUUUUUCCAAAAGUAGAUAUGGAAGUUCUGCAGAACAUGUCUUUGAUAAAGAUUGGAGAGUAUAAUAAAGUGUUGAUGCAUGACCAACUCAGAGAUUUCGGAAGAGAAAUGGCUCGUCAAGAAAGUAAGAUGAAAAUAGAGAAGCAAAGGAGGGUAUGGGAUCCCAAGGAAGCAUUGGAUUUGCUGAGGAGACGUAAGGGAAAAACAAAAGUUGAAGCUCUUCAUCUACACUUUGACCAUGAGCUGCAGUACCGUUUUACUCGUAAAGAUUUUAAGAGAAUAUCAAAUGUGGGGUUUCUUCGAGUUAACGGUUUGGAGGAACAUUUUUGUGUUGAAGAGAGGCUUCUUUGGCACGAAUCACCAUCAAAUGUUCUUCCGGCUAAUGUUUUUCGGGAGAAUUCGUAUCUCCUUCCGCAUUUACGAUGGCUUUCUUGGCACGGUAUUCCCCCAACAUUUAACAUUGCAAAUUUCUCCAUGGAGAAUGUGGUUAUUCUUGAUCUAUCUAACAGUGAAAUUACGGAUGAUUGGAAGGGGUGGAGCCAUAUGGAGGUGAUGAAGAAUUUGAAAAUUUUGAAUUUGACCGGAUGCGAUUGCUUGGAGAGAACUCCCAUCUUCUCUGCUGAGGUAAAUUUAGAACGAUUGAUCCUAAAGGGCUGUGAAUCAUUAACUGAUAUUGAUAGGUCGAUUUGUCAUUUGAAAAGCCUAGUUUCCUUAGAUGUAAGCUCUUGUAACAAUCUUCGGAGGCUGCCAGACGAGCUAGGUAGAGAUCUUGCGAGCCUUGAAUACCUAUCUCUGCAAUGUUGCAUAUCGUUCGAGAGGCUUCCGGAUACAAUCGGAAAUUUAGAAUCGCUGAUUGAGCUGGAUAUAUCCCAAACAGGGAUCAAAGAAUUGCCCGAUUCCAUCUGGACAAUUGAGAAGCUCGAAGAAAUAGAUGUCCAAUUUACAGACGAUUUCAAUGUGGAAGUGGAAAUUGGCAAUUGCAUCUAUAGAAAUCGAUCCCUAAGGAUCUUGAAAUUGUGGAAUGCUGCAAUAUACGUGGUACCGAGGCUUCCUGAAAGUCUUAUCAUUCUAGAGUUGCAUGACUUGCAUAUGGAUACGUUUCCAGAUCUCUCAAACCUGACUAAUUUAAAGGAAUUGAAGCUGUCGCUUAGCGAACAUGAUGCUGGUUGGGAAUCUGAUGGGCCUGUGCAAGAAUAUCCGAUGCCAGGGGGGAUUGGGAAUUUAAGCAAACUGGAGACUCUGGACCUAUACUCUUAUCGUGUGACCCACUUACCCACGGAUAUUAGUAGUCUCCUUCCUCGACCCCAAAGACUUGAUCUCUGGUGCCCUAAUCUGCGUUGCCUCCCGAGCCUUCCCUCCAGUUUAUUAUCCUUGGAUUUGGAGUCUAAACACAUGACCGCCUUACCCAUAGAUAUCGGUCUCCUUCCACGACUCCAAAAACUUGAACUCCGGUGCCCUAAUCUACGUUGCCUCCCGAGCCUUCCCUCCAGUUUAUUAUCCUUGGGUUUGGGCUCUAAACACAUGACCGCCUUACCCACAGAUUGUAGGAGUCUCCUUCCCCGACUCCAAACACUUAAACUCUUCUGCCAUAAUCUGCGUUGCCUCCCGAGCCUUCCCUCCAGUUUAUCAUUAUUGAGUUUGGAUGGUUGCAAGUCACUUGUUUUCCCCGGGGAUCUAUCGAAUUUGACGAACCUAUCAGAUCUUUGGAUUACUAACUGUGUAAUCUCAGAGAUUCGAGGCCUUGAUGGUUCGGAGAACCCAGAUUUGCAGCUUUUGGAACUUCAACAGGUGUGGAUAUUACCUGAUCUAAGUAAUCUCAACCAACUACGGUGUCUUCAUGUGUCCUUCUGCAGUAAUCUGGUUGAGAUUCAAGGCGAACUACCACAAUGUUUGGAAGAAUUGAGUAUUUUUGGAUGUGGAUCUUUACAGAAGUUGCCUGAUCUAUCAAGCUUGAAGGGACUGCGAUCUGUUGAUAUAAAGAGUUGCGGGAAAUUAAAUGUGGAGGCAAUUUCUUUGCUUUGCUCGGAGAAGGCAGUCAGAUUUGAGGGAGACAGAGACGAAUCAGAGGUACAAGAUGACGAAUCUGGAUACGAAUUUGAAUAUGGAUUUGAGGGAGAAGACUGACGGAUAAGUGCACGUUGCUCUUGAAAGCUUCUUGAUCGCCGACCACAAAUUGUUCCCUUGUGUGCAAACUUUAAACGAAUUGAGGAAAGAUGUGCUUCUUAGUGGGAUUUGCAAAUAUUAUGGAGAAGUCAUAAAAUGAAGAAAGAGGAAUUUUACUUGGGUAGCGGAUCAAUAGUUGGUGCAGCAAAACUUCCACCUCCAAGGAAAGGUGUGCUUCUUAGCGGGAUUUGCAAAUGUUAUGGAGAAGUUAUAAAAUGAAGAAAGAGGAAUUUCACUUGGGUAGCGGCAUCAAUAGUUGGUGUAGCAAAGCUUCCAUCUGUGACAGGAGAGGAGAACUAUUUAGCUUGGCCAAGGUAUCAUAAAUCAUAUUAUAGUUGAGGCUAAAUUUCAGUAUUAUCGGUGUAUCGGACAUGUGAGGAGUCUCACUUGGGGUUUGAAAUCAUGAAAAUCGACCCUUGUGUGAUCUCCAUUAUUGCCUCCAUUUUCUUGAAAUGGUUAUGCCUAGGUGGUUAUUCGUAAUAGAAGCCUAGCUGUAUAGAUGGAGACCGAAGAAAGGCAGAUGAUGGAUGAAAUUUGAUGUUGAUCAUGUUCCCUCUCACAAUCUUGGGGUGGUAAACCCUGUAUUCAUCUGUUUUGGAGGGUAAAAAAGCUAUUUAGGCAAACCUGAUUUUUUUUCCUUUAUUGUGGGCUGAAAAAAUGAUUAUUACAUUUCAUCUAAA
Messenger RNA from Syzygium oleosum, 4776 nucleotides. Its product is annotated as disease resistance protein RPV1-like. The transcript has 7 exons. Gene Ontology annotation, biological process: signal transduction; defense response. Bases 422 to 4057 code for a protein of 1211 amino acids. Lineage: Eukaryota; Viridiplantae; Streptophyta; Magnoliopsida; Myrtales; Myrtaceae. The record is from RefSeq and is a predicted model, not a curated record. Gene Ontology annotation, molecular function: ADP binding.